Messenger RNA from Otolemur garnettii (small-eared galago), 1030 nucleotides. It is a transcript of the gene FAM241A, whose product is annotated as family with sequence similarity 241 member A. The record is from RefSeq and is a predicted model, not a curated record. Bases 76 to 459 code for a protein of 127 amino acids. The transcript has 2 exons. Lineage: Eukaryota; Metazoa; Chordata; Mammalia; Primates; Galagidae. Gene Ontology annotation, cellular component: intracellular membrane-bounded organelle.
GGGCGGCGGCGCUGCCUGCUGCGUCGCGGCGUGGCCCUCCGGCGGCCGCAUCGGGCGGCGGGAGUUGGUGGCGGGAUGUACUCAGCCGGGGAGCUGCUGCGGGGCGGUGGCGACGGGGAGCGUGACGAGUACGGGGACGCGCCGGAGACCGAGCGAGAGCCCACGGCGAGCCCGCGGCGGCGCGGGCUGCAGCUGCAGCAGGAGAGUGAGCAGGAUGUUGAAGAAUCACAAACCCACAUGGGUGAGCCUGUUGGAGAUGACUACAAAAAGAUGGGGACACUUUUUGGUGAACUGAACAAAAAUCUCAUCAACAUGGGCUUCACACGGAUGUAUUUUGGAGAACGAAUCGUGGAACCAGUAAUAGUCAUUUUCUUUUGGGUUAUGCUGUGGUUCCUUGGCCUGCAAGCUCUUGGGCUAGUUGCUGUUCUUUGUCUUGUCAUUAUUUACGUACAACAGUAACCGUGGCUGAGUGAGUUGUUGUUUCACAUUUGGUCGCCACGUAUGUCAAUUGGAGAGGUUAUAUAUUUCACUUUGGGACAACCAAAACAGUUUGCCCUGUUUCCAAUUGUCUACUGGCCAUUUGUAAUUAAAUUUAUAUGUGGACAUUGUUUAAAACUAAACUCAACUCUUGAUUAUAACAGGAUUAAAUAUAUAUUUUGAAUAUACAUUAGCUUAUUCAAAACUCAUGUUUCACUUACUGUAUCUCUGUCCCCUUUAGAUACCUUUAUCCCCCUGCCAAGUCUUACCUAACACCACCAAAAAGCAAGCAGGAAAAAUAACAGAAUAUAGAAUUUAAAUCAAGCAAUAUGGUUCUUGUAAAGAGUUCUACUCAAACAUUUUUGAAGAAAAAGGAUGAAACAAGUUAAAAAUAAGUUUUACUUGGAAAACUGCUCCUCAUGUACCCCCACCAAAUUAUCUGACAUUAUUUGGGAAAUUCUUAGAUUUCUGUUGUCCCUGCUCAAUCUGAACCAAGAUAAUUAGCAUAUUCUACCUUAAUAUUGUGGUAAAAAUCAGUAAAGCUAGCUCAUUU